AUGGUCGGUCGCCUUCACUUUGGAACAGCAGGUAUCCGAGGCGAAAUGGCGGCCGGUUUCAACCGUAUCAAUGACCUGGUGAUCAUCCAGACGACACAAGGUCUCCUACGCUAUCUGAAACAGGUGCACAAAGAUUUAUCAACGUGUUCAUAUGUAGUCGGCUACGAUGGACGCCAUAACAGCGAAAGGUUUGCACUAUACGUUGCCAACGUGCUACUCAACGGCGGUUUAAAGGUUUAUUUGUUUGCUCAGGUCGUCGCUACUCCUUUAGUGUCUUACGCUGUGAAGAAGUACGGUGCUGUUGGCGGCGUCAUGGUGACUGCUUCCCAUAACCCAAAGAAAGACAAUGGCUAUAAGGUUUUUUGGAGUGAUGCUGCUCAGAUAAUCAAUCCUCAUGACAUGAAAAUCACUCAGGCAAUAUUGGACGAAUUGGAACCUCGACCUGAGAACUGGGACUUGUCCAAAGUCCGUCAGCGCGAAUGCUGCGUCGACCCCCUGCAGGACGUCUUUGAUAGCUACGUUAAAGAUAUAUUGAUUAUUAUGCCGUUCCUUCAAUAUGCAGUUUUCAGGAACUUAAACGAGAAGGCCUCCUUUAAAAUGACAUAUUCUGCUAUCCACGGUGUCGGAUAUUACUACGUUCCGAAGAUGUUGGCCAGUUUUGGAUUUCCUGAAAAGAACCUCGUCAUCGUCGAGGAACAGGUGCGUGGCAAAGCUUUCUGGCAGAUAAUUUUAUGCGUUUGUUCCGCAGUAAUAAUUAAUGGAUAUUUUCUGUUUCUGUUGUGAAU
Molecule: messenger RNA, 785 nt
Organism: Soboliphyme baturini
Lineage: Eukaryota; Metazoa; Nematoda; Enoplea; Dioctophymatida; Soboliphymatidae
Source: the annotation of a GenBank genome assembly